CGCCGCCGAUCCGCAGCUCGCCUCCGGGGCCCGCCGGCGACCAUGGGGCUGAAGGCGCGGCGCGGUGCGGCGGGCGGUAGCGCGGCCGGCGGGGCAGCGGCGGCGGCGGGGCGGCGAGCGGCAGCCGGCGGCGUUGGCGACCCCGAGCAGGGCUCGCUGGCCCUGGGCACCGGCGCCGACCGCGACGGGACGCUGCUGCUGGAGGGCGGCGGGAAGGAGGAGGGAGGCAAGCGGAGCCCGCCGGGGCUGGGGCUGCUGGCGAAGACCCCCCUGAGCCGCCCGGUGAAGCGGAACCACGCCAAGUACCGCCGCAUCCAAACUUUGAUCUACGACGCCCUGGAACGACCCCGCGGCUGGGCGCUGCUCUAUCACGCCUUCGUGUUUCUGAUUGUCUUGGGUUGUUUGAUCUUAGCUGUCCUGACAACUUUCAAGGAGUAUGAAACUGUUUCAGGAGACUGGCUCCUCUUGCUGGAAACUUUUGCCAUUUUCAUCUUUGGAGCAGAGUUUGCCUUAAGAAUCUGGGCUGCUGGGUGUUGCUGUCGCUACAAAGGAUGGAGAGGGAGACUCAAAUUUGCCAGGAAGCCAUUGUGCAUGCUGGAUAUCUUUGUGCUGAUUGCUUCAGUGCCAGUGGUUGCUGUAGGGAACCAGGGCAAUGUUCUGGCAACAUCUCUCAGAAGCCUCCGCUUCCUUCAGAUCCUACGGAUGCUCCGAAUGGACAGGCGGGGUGGUACAUGGAAGCUUUUAGGAUCAGCCAUUUGUGCACACAGCAAAGAACUCAUCACUGCUUGGUACAUUGGGUUCCUGACGCUCAUCCUAUCCUCAUUUCUUGUUUAUCUGGUUGAAAAAGAUGUUCCUGAAAAGGACGCUAAUGGGGUGGAGAUGAAAGAAGAGUUUGAAACCUAUGCAGAUGCACUAUGGUGGGGGCUGAUCACCCUCGCUACGAUUGGGUAUGGUGACAAGACUCCCAAAACAUGGGAGGGACGGCUGAUAGCAGCUACCUUCUCUCUCAUUGGAGUGUCUUUCUUUGCUCUUCCUGCAGGCAUUUUGGGCUCAGGGCUGGCACUGAAGGUCCAGGAGCAACACCGUCAAAAACAUUUUGAGAAAAGAAGAAAGCCAGCAGCUGAACUCAUUCAGGCUGCCUGGAGAUACUAUGCUACUAACCCCAACAGGAUUGAUCUAGUUGCUACCUGGAGGUUUUAUGAAUCAAUUGUGUCAUUUCCAUUUUUCAGGAAAGAGCAAUUGGAUGGUACUGCCAGCCAAAAGCUGGGUCUCUUGGAUCGGGUUCGUGGUACCAAUACUAAAGGAAAGCUAUUUACCCCUCUGAAUGUAGAUGCCAUUGAAGAAAGUCCUUCAAAAGAGCCUAAGAAUGUUGUCUUGAAUAAUAAGGAGCGUUUUCGCACUGCAUUCCGAAUGAAAGCGUACGCUUUUUGGCAAAGCUCAGAAGAUGCAGGAACAGGGGAACCCAUGGCAGAAGAGAGAGGCGACAGUAGUGACUUCCUUAUGGAAGAUAUGAUCCCCACAUUCAAGACAGCCAUCCGAGCUGUCAGAAUACUACAGUUUCGUCUCUAUAAAAAAAAAUUCAAGGAGACUUUGAGGCCUUAUGAUGUGAAGGAUGUGAUAGAGCAAUACUCAGCAGGGCAUCUUGAUAUGCUUUCCAGAAUAAAGUAUCUUCAGGCAAGAGUAGAUAUGAUUUUUACACCUGGACCUCCAUCUACUCCCAAGCAUAAGAAAUCCCAAAAGGGAGGAGCUUUUUCUUACCCUUCACAACAGUCUCCCAGAAAUGAUCCAUAUGUAGCCAAAGCAUCUACAGCAGAUACUGAAGACCAAAGUAUGAUGGGCAAAUUUGUUAAAGUUGAACGACAGGUUAAUGACAUGGGGAAGAAACUGGAUUUUCUUGUUGAUAUGCAUAUGCAUCAUAUGGAACAGCUGCAAAUACAAGUUGCUGAGAUAAGUCCAUUGAAAGAAACUGCUUCUCCUGCAAAGGAGAGGAGAGAAGAAAACAAAUAUUCUGAAUUAAAAACAAUAAUAUAUAAAUACACUGAGCAGUGUGCUCAUGAAACUCCUUACAACUUCCAGCAGGUUCCAGUCAACAAAGUCAGUCCUUAUGGUUUCUCAGCACAUGGUCAUCCGACUCAUCCACAACCUUUAUCAAUAGGUGGGCAAAACUCUGGCAAAGUGCAAGCCACACCUUCCUCAACUUCACAUGCAGAAAGGCCAACAGUUUUGCCUAUAUUUACAUUAAUGGACUCCCAGGUUAGCUACCACUCUCAAGGAGACCUACAAAGCCCUUACUCAGAUAAGGUGUCUCCAAGGCAGAGAAGGAGCUUCACAAGAGACAGUGAUACGCCAUUGUCCCUUCUCUCCGUCAACCAUGAGGAACUUGAGCGCUCCCCAAGUGGCUUCAGUAUCUCCCAAGACAGAGACGACUUCCCCUUUGGCCCCAAUGGGGGAUCAGCAUGGAUGAGAGAGAAACGCUACCUAGCAGAGGGGGAAACGGACACAGAUACUGACCCUUUUACACCAAGUGGCUCCAUGCCUUUGUCUUCUACAGGAGAUGGGAUUUCAGAUUCAAUAUGGACCCCUUCAAAUAAGCCAGUUUAAAAGUGCGUGUGGGGGCAGUCACUGGUUGACUUCUCCAUGUAAUGUAAGCAUACUUUGUAUAUCUCACUUACUCUACACCCAAAGCUUACUAGUUCAAAACACCGAUGGCUGCAUAAGAUGCAUGUGAUAUUAGUGGUAGUCAUUCUGCACCAUUUCAUACAAUUUACUAAUGCAGUUUUUUUCAUGCUACCAAAACUAAGGAGCUUAGUUUUGAGCAUGGUUUGCAUGACUUUGCCCUAUAUAAAUGGUACAGCUGAUUUCUUCUAUGAUACAUAUCUAUCUGAUACUCUUCAAUACAACAAUGGUGAACUUAUAACAGGCAAGAUAUGGUGGUCCUUGCUCCAUUUUGUAAACAGAGCAGCAAAGUAAAAAUAUUCUCAGGAGCAAUAUCCCUUUGUGGAAACAAUGUCUGAAUCAAUUUUCCAAUAUAAGUAAAUCAAUCUCUAACUGACCUAGCCAAGAACAUCUAACAUUCAAAGCAGGGAAAAAGCUGAGUCAAAGUAAAUGACCUUACUGAAACGUUUUUUUGAGCUAAAUGUUUCUCAUGUGAUCUCUUGUACAACUACCUGUGAAAUACAAUGUCGAAAUGAAAUUAAGGGUAGUACUUAAAAUCUAAGCCACCUCCUGGUCAUGUUAUUUAUUUAUUUAUCGUAAAGUGUAAAUAUAAAUCCCUCAAACUACUUUGAAAAUCUUCACUAGUGUUUAUUAAAUUGCUCAAAGCAUGACUACAAUGCUAUUUUGUAGAAAGCCUUUUGCUAAACCCAUUUGCUACUUCUGGGGCCAAAUUUUUUUUUCUGUUCCAAAACUAAGUUUGUUCGCUGGAGGAAACUCCAGGUUUAUAUACUCUAUUUCUAUUGAUUAAGUAAGCUGCAUAAUGUAACUGUGCCUCAGUUUCCCAAUCUGUUAAUUGGGAGUUAUACUUCCAUACAUAUACACAGGUUGUAAGGCUCAAUUCACUAGUAUUUGCCAAGCGCUUUGAGGUCCUCAGAUGUGCCGAGUAUUGCUAUCCUGUUCCCUGGGAGUUCCACAAUGUGGGAUGCUGCCAGGUUCUGUUUCUCUCUGUUUACUGUUCCUCUUGGAAAUGGACUGCUCCAAAUCCAUGAAUGUGUGCCAUAUUUAGGAUCAAUGUAUGAAUAAAUAAAUACCAUUUUUUUCACCUGUCCCUGAGCAUCAGAGAGAUAAGUAUGCUCCCCAGGCCUCAGCCAAAUAUUUUUUCAUAGGAACUGGAAAUUGUGUUGAGGGAGACCAGAAAAACAAUCCAGCCCACUGGGAACAGGGCAGAAAUGAAUCAAAGAUCUCUCCACUACAGUGGGAAUGUAGUAUUUAUACAGCUGAUGAAACUAGCCUGUCCAGAUAUCCUAUGCAGGAUUCAGCUGGUGUCAGUCCAGAUGUCCAUGAAAUAGCAUCCAUUUGAUGUCAAGUUCGAUGGCUAUGCACUCUUUACAACUGGCAGAAAACUAUUCAGUAUUGUCAGUGAGCACAGGGUACAAGAACCAAGGCACACAUCAUAAAGCUGAUGAGAUUCAUCUCAUCUUUAACUCAAUUACCUACAAUGAAAAAUUUCUGCCAACUUCCAGGGGAACAGAGGGUGACUUGCUUAGAUGCCAGAUGAUCAGAAACACCCACAGUGAGUGGGAAGGCUCUCACCUUACCCCACUGAUCCAAGGUACAGCCUGUCUGCUGUGGCUCAUGUGCACCUCCUGUUGAGACUGACCCCUGUCACUCCACACAAUGGCUUCACCACCAUGGCUACAGCACUGACCAACAAAGACACAAGGAUCUGGCCCAUGUAAGAUGUUAGAAAGUGGGCGUUCUGUGGUGACUGCUUGUAUUAUACUGCAGCUGCACAACUGAGCAUCCUUGGCACAUCCAAUCAGAGCACAAGAAAGACAUACGCUUUACUGGGCUUCCCAGUAUUUAUUGGGCAUUGCAUAGUCCUGGACAGAGUGUGCUUUAGUGGAAGAUACCUUGUUGGGUUUUGCCCAGCGUAGUAAAUUUCAAGUUUGGUUCCUCAGUAUCGCGGACAUCUUGUAACAGUCAUUCCAUCCAGGGAGCUUCUAUUCUCUUCCAGAUGUAGGCUUUCAUCUUCACUGUUUAUUGUCUAUUUAAAGAGACAUCUGAAGGAUUAGGAUCUUCUUGCUUUGUCUGCUUCUUCAGCUAAAUCAUGGUACAUCCUUCUGGGACAGAUCUUCAGGGAGAAUAGAUUGCUGUGGUUACAUGAGUAAAUGAUGCAGACCAGUUACAGCCUUUGAAGAGUGGGCUGAGUCCAUGGGGCUGUUCUGAGGCCAUUAACUAUGAUGGCAUGAAGCAUAAUUUUGGUAAUUACUUAAUUGACAAAAUGGCCAUUGACCUGAAAGAUAAUCUCUGUUUUGUUUCAUGGGUAGACCUGAAAAGAAUAAAACCAGCUGAUGAAAGUGUAAUUCAUUAUAAUCUGGCACAUUGAGAAGAAUUCUUUGGCCAUCAGUGAUUCUUGGAAAUACCAGUACCUGCUGCAGGCUUUCUAAUAUAGUAAUACAUGUCUGUGGCAACUUGUAAGAUUUAACCCUCACAUGGCAACAGAAUGAAGAAGAAUGAAAACUGCUUUUAACAUUGCUAGACGACUUCUGAAAUUGUUGUAAGUAUAUACUAGACAAACCUGCUUCACUUUUCUGAUAUGUCAAGUGCCUGGCAUCCCUACUGAUUUCAUUCAAGUUUGCCCCUUCCUAAAAUGUUUUCUAGAUCUGAGCAACCAAAAUCAAGGCAACCAAAACCCAAGUGCAAUCUGAAAAAUUUGUUUGUGAAUCUCUCUGACGGUGGCUAUGCCACACAGUUCCCUGCCCAGUUCCCACUCAUAUUUUUCACUUCAUGUUUCUAAUCUCUCCCAUGCCAGGUCAUAUAAAGGGAAUCUUUUCUCAGUAUCAAACCUGGCUGAAAAUCAAUAAAUCACCUCAUUAUAAAGGUAUGUUCAUUCCAAGAGAAAAUCCAAGCAAGGGCAGAGACUUGAAUGAGCCUUCACCUGCACACAGAGUGCAGCCCCAGAGAAAGUGGGAUUUGGGCUGCUCUGCACUGUGUACACUUAGCAGCUGAACUGCCUUCAAAUUAGCAUUUUCUGUGGUCUGUAAGCACCAAUGAACUAUAUGCAGCUUGAAAACACUAUGUCUGGUAUUUGUAGCCAAAUCCUGAAAUAUUUAAUGAUGUGCUAACUGGCCAGAUAGGGUCUGCCUCUUCUUAAAAGGCAUUGGUAGUAAGCUCAGCAAGACCCUCUGCAGUGGACAUCUCUGGGUCCUCUGGAAGAGACCCAAGAAGAGGGUCAAGGAAGGUCUGAUUAGCUUAUUUUAAAGUUUAUUUUUUCAAACACACUUCUUUGCAUUGAGACCAAUCACUGCUUCAUUUAGAAGGGUGAUGUGCUUCGCAGCCCUCUGCCUCCUACAUCAUCUGGAUUAAAAACAGAGUGUGCAUCUGUUCUGCUGUGUGUGCUGACAACAGAUACAUGUCAAUAUGUCACCAGCCAGGUGAGAUCUGGAGACCAUUCCUGAUCUGGGAUGUGCACACAAAUUUCAUCACACUCCAUUUCAGGUGCAGUCCAGGGAGUGCAUCAACCUUGGAACUGCAGUUUAUGUGCCUGCCACAGAUGCUGGACAAAACAAAAUAAAGUCUCUGUGAUUAUAGGCCCUGGCAACAUUUAAAAGGUCAGGACCUGUUUUGCAGAAUAGGUUCACCACAUACAAGGAAUCAUUAUUCACAAUUUCAUUUGAGAGAGGCAUCUGUGAUACUGGUACUCCUCAUACUAGGAGUGGAUUUGAUUUAUCCCUUCUUCUAUUUCUGUGUGACAUCUAAGUUUAACAGCUAUAAAUUUUGUUUGGGUCCAAUCUUCCUAGGGUCUAGACUGACACUGACACUUCGUUUACAUAUGAUUAAUGUUAAAGACAAUUAACCACUGGAAUGGACUCUUCGCUGACUCUUAACUCCUGCAAGUGACCAAGGAUUUGUUUUAGGCCUUGAGAUGUUUUUCGUGAUCAGAACAUGCGGGGCUUUCCUCUGCUCUCCUUGAAGUCAGUAAGAAACAUUCUCAAGCUGACACACUGGGAGCAGGACUGGGUCCUAAUCUGCCUUUAUUUAUGAAUCCCCUUGUGAAAGACAGCAUUGAUGUUUUUCUUAGCUACGUUUUUAUGUGGACUUUUCAGUCCCUGAUGGAUGACACACAUCUGGAAGGUUUUGAAAAGGUAAAUCUGUGUGUACAUUGUAUGCCUCUCUGCAGCGUUAUUAUCAAUCCAGCUUCCUCACUUUAGAUUCAAACUGAGAAUAUUUCAUUUUUUAGAUUCAAACUGAGAAUAUUUCAUUUUUAGAUUCAAACUGAGAAUAUUUCAUUAAGGCAGAUGUAAAUGUUUAGUUAAUAUAUGCAGGUCUAGAAAAUGUGGUUUAUGCUCCAUUUAAGGAGUUGAUCCUUUCAAAAAAAAAUCUGGUCAGGUAAUGGCAGUUGUCCUUUCCUUGGCUUUUCUCUGCACUGAAUUAAUCCAUCUGGCUCCUAUGGAAAUAAAAUUCAGCACCUGUAGAGAUUGAUUGAAAAAUCCCUAAACUAACUUUGGCUACGUUUGCUCUGUUUUUAUCUGUAACUUUGCUGCAUUGUUACGGUUCAGAGUGGAAAUAAUUUUAAAUUUUUAUUCUUCAGAUUGUGGCCCGGCAGUGCCACAGACUAAUUCCCACCUGAACCCGUGCAUAGUGGGGCUCCUGACUUGCGGCCUUCAGGCAAGCACCGUGGUCCAAUCAGUUUGCAAGUUCACAACCUAAAGCAAUCAGAAAAUGCAGAUUUAGGAGAAAAUUCAGCCCUGCUGGGAACCCAGUUGAUGCAGGGGUGUCACAUCUGCUUAUAUAAGAACUGGAUUUGUCCUGCUUAGUGCAGAGCAUGUGAGAAAGAGCUGGAUCUUCAUUCCUUGCACCCCACAGCCCCCACCACUAAGCUUUACGUCCCUAAGAGCUGCAAGCCUGAAUUUUCUACAGCACCUCAUGAAUUUGGUGUGAUACGGCUUUUUCAUGAGCCUAGCUGAAUGUGGGCAUUCACUUUUGAAGACCAUUUUCAGGGGUGCAGAGGGAAAAGGGGCCAUUUUCAAGUGUUUUCAGCUGGGCACUGUGGGAAUGAAGAUCCUGGGUAUCACUAUUGCUUCUGAUUAUUUAGGCUGUAAGAUUUGAUCCUUCCCAAUUCAGCUCUUAGUAGCUUCCCUCUGAAGUUAAGUGAAGCAAAAUACUGAAAGUGGGAUCCUAUUUCCAUCCUCAAGGAUACGCUGAGACUGAAGGUUACAUAGCCAACUGCAUUUUGUUUUCUAGUUAUGGCAUCUUAUUAUUACUAGUAUUUGUGCCUUGCUCACUGAAAUUUUCUCCAUGCUACAAAGAUGCUUUUCAGAUUCUGGCUGACAAGGGAACACAACUUUUAUACAAGUGGCCUUUAGUGCUCUUUAUAAUAUUAUUUAUUGUAAUUUUUAAACUGUAUGUGUAAUUUAUAUUCUGGCACUGUCCAAUAUUUGAACAACUUUAAUAUGUUUAUUUCAAUA
Falco peregrinus (peregrine falcon) is the source of this 8126-nucleotide messenger RNA. RefSeq names its product potassium voltage-gated channel subfamily Q member 3 (gene KCNQ3). NCBI's taxonomy places the organism in Eukaryota, Metazoa, Chordata, Aves, Falconiformes, Falconidae. The transcript is spliced from 15 exons. The coding region runs from base 43 to 2601 and encodes 852 amino acids. Gene Ontology annotation, molecular function: voltage-gated potassium channel activity. Gene Ontology annotation, biological process: potassium ion transport; transmembrane transport. The record is from RefSeq and is a predicted model, not a curated record. Gene Ontology annotation, cellular component: membrane.